Dentiscutata erythropus is the source of this 551-nucleotide messenger RNA. The record is from the annotation of a GenBank genome assembly. Lineage: Eukaryota; Fungi; Glomeromycota; Glomeromycetes; Diversisporales; Gigasporaceae.
AACAUACUGACCGCUCUAUUCAAGUUACUACAUUUUCACCUGAUACUACUGCAAUUUUUAAAUCUGAUACUGAACAACAAUUUUAUCAAUCUGCUGAAGCUGAUUUUUAUACUUCUACCCCUAGUCCUAUAAUUCCUCCUACUAAUUUAAUUAACCAAGAGUCUGACGUCAAUAGUAUUGAUGAAUUAGUACUAUCUGGAGCUCCUUCUUCUUAUCUAACUGAGAAACAAGAACAAAUUCGCUCUUCUACUCCAGAAACUAUUUUUAACAUGGAGCAAGAAAAUUUAUUUAAUAAUGACAACAACCAAGUUGAAUAUAUUUCUAUAUACCUGACUAUAGACAAUACUUCUAUUGUUAAUUAUUGGGAAGUAGACCAACCCCAAGAUAGAACUGAAAUUGACCCUUGGAAUCCUGCGACAGGCUCACAAUUUCAACAAGUUCCACUUCUUGAAGAUACUGUAUUACAACUUCCUGGAGGUUUUCCUGGCCUACAAACUUGGGAUCACAAUCAAAGUCAACCUACUUUACCUACAGGCUCCAACCAUACUCAA